AUGAUGUCUUCUGAGGAACUUUCAAAUAAUGUGCUAAUUGAAAAUUCUCUGAUGCAGGAUUCCAUGGCAAACUACCCUAGAAGAAUAGUAACUGGUUUUUUCAAGAAUAGAGAAGUGAUAAUUACAGAUCCUGAGAUACUGACUAAUGUGGCUAACCUGAAUUAUUCAGCUGUUGAGAAAGAUACUUUUUUGACCAAAAUACAAAAACAGCAGAAGAAGAGACGAAUUAUUGAAAUGGCGACAACUUUUUAUAAUGUGAAUAACCAAUUAGCAGAUGAUGAAGCCAAGAAAUUAUCUUUGACCUCUGUGGCCAAAUUUUUUGGAAUUGCAAGACAGUCCUUCAAUGAUCAUAUUAAGGGAGUGCACUUGAAUUCGGCUAUUCAUGGCCAUGCUACAAGACCUUAUCUGGAAGACGCAGACAUUGAUUUAAUCAGGAAUAUAAUUGUUACAAUAAAGAAUAUCAAUUAUGACAAUCCAAGCAUGUACUAUGGACAGAAUCCCAAUGGUGAUAGUAGUGAAAUUACGAUAUCUGAUAAAUACCUUAAGGAUAUCAUAGAAUUAGUAAUGGCUAAAAAGGAUUUUGACGCAAACGAGAUAGAUCAACUGAAGAAAGAAGCCAAAACUAUGAAUGCAAUGCAACAUAAUAAUACAGGAGGUGGUUUUAUGAAUUCUCUUGACCCUGAUAUCUCCAUUAAACAACAUGACUUUGCUUUCUUUCCGAAUUUCAUAAAUAAUCCCAUAAAUGCUAUUAUAACACAUAAGAUUGCAUUACAAGACAUUGACUCUAUCCUAAAGCAUUUAAAUGACUUUCGCUUAAAGAUAGACCCGACUAAGGAAUUGAAAUCCAUCAGCAAGAGGACUGUAAAUCGGUCAAGAAAGAGAAUUGGUAUUAGUGCAUCGCAAAAAAAAUCGAAAGAAAGUGUACUAGAAAAUGAUCAAGGGAUAGAUAUCAAUAUAACGCCUGACCAUAGUCCCCAAGGUAUUCUAGAUUCCUCAGGGUCUACGAUCCAAAAUUUAAUGAGUUUGGCAAACAGCAUCAUGAACCAACCUGUUAUUACUAACGUGCCUGUACUAAAUAGAGCUCCAAUGAACAAGGAAGAAGAAAAAAUAUCAGCAUUAUUCACAAGAAUGGAAAAUAUAAUACAAGACAAAGAUAUAGAUAGAAAUUGUGUGGGAAAAUUGAAGGAGUAUAGAAAAUUAGCUCAAGAAGCAGUCAAAAAUGCACCAAUUACAAACGGUAGCAAAAAAAACUCUCCAGCUAUUUCAAUGUACAAUAAAUAUAUGUUGAAACAAUUUAAUGCUCUCACUCAUGUUAUUAUGAAGCUAUCCUUCGAAAAUAAAGUGUUAACCAGAGAGAGACAUGAUGAUACAACCAAUUUAUUAGUUAAUAAUACUGCAACUAGCCGGUCAAUGGAGGCUUACUUUAUACCUAAUAAAAGGCCAAGACACAAUGAGAUCACUUCACUAGAUCAAUAA
Molecule: messenger RNA, 1476 nt
Organism: Kazachstania africana CBS 2517
Lineage: Eukaryota; Fungi; Ascomycota; Saccharomycetes; Saccharomycetales; Saccharomycetaceae
Exons: 1
Coding region: 1-1476 (491 amino acids)
Source: RefSeq, a predicted model, not a curated record